Messenger RNA from Alternaria ventricosa, 954 nucleotides. RefSeq lists its product as uncharacterized. The record is from RefSeq and is a predicted model, not a curated record. The coding region runs from base 1 to 954 and encodes 317 amino acids. NCBI's taxonomy places the organism in Eukaryota, Fungi, Ascomycota, Dothideomycetes, Pleosporales, Pleosporaceae. Gene Ontology annotation, molecular function: hydrolase activity; carboxy-lyase activity. The transcript is spliced from 3 exons. Gene Ontology annotation, cellular component: cytosol; cytoplasm. Gene Ontology annotation, biological process: secondary metabolic process.
AUGACCACAACGACACCCGCCUCCCUAAUCGCGUCCCUAGAAUCCCACCUCGCACCCACCCUAGUCUUUACAUCCCCACCAACAUCACCGAGUCAACCGUCACUCCACCUCAUUCCCCCAGCUACCCUCACCAAGCUACGCAACAUAGGUCCCGGCCGCGUGAAAGACAUGCGUACUCUUGGCCACUCGAAACAAAUCAUCAGCCACAUCCCCAUUGCCGCCGCACCGCCGAUCUGCAGCAAGAUCAACGACACGAUGCAUUCGGCGGUCAUCAUGAACGGGGAGAAAGUCGCUGCGCUGAGUAUGUUGCUUUCAGAAGGCAAGGAGGCGGCUAAAGAGCUGGCAAGGUGUGUGUGGCUGGAAGAGGCAGAGUGGGAGGACCUUUGGGAUGUGGCUGAGAGGUAUCGAGUGCCGAUUCUGUUGCGGGAGAUGUGGCCGGUAGGCUCGGAGAUACCGGAUUACCAACACAGUUUCCCUUCUUCGGUAUACGCGCCUCUGCUGACACAUAUCCACUCGUCGCAAACUACGUCUCCUCUCCCGCUGUUACACCUCUACCUCAGCUGCGUCUUCGACCGCCACCCUGCUCUCCGUCUCAUACUCGCGCAUCCGGGCGCGCUACCAUCCCUCAUUCCACGCAUCGAGAUGCUCCUCACUACUAUCCCCUCGGCGGAUAAACCGAAGCGAAGUUUCCUAGAUGUCUGGCAACACAACAUCUACCUCACAACAGUGGACGCACAAGACAUGUCUAGCCUGAGAGCGCUACUGGAGCGGAUACCUGUAGAUAGGGUGUUGUAUGCGAGUAACUACCCGCUUGAAGAAAGAGGGAAAGAGUUGAUGGAGGAACUGCGGGAAAGCGGGUUCUUGACACAGGUAGAGUGGGACAGAGUUGCGUGGGGGAACGCGGAAACGGUGUUUAAUUUGAAAGGGGCAAACAUGAAGGCAGGGAGGAGGUAA